Messenger RNA from Acinonyx jubatus (cheetah), 11919 nucleotides. It is a transcript of the gene PPARGC1A, whose product is annotated as PPARG coactivator 1 alpha. Gene Ontology annotation, biological process: positive regulation of transcription by RNA polymerase II. The coding region runs from base 5562 to 7952 and encodes 796 amino acids. The record is from RefSeq and is a predicted model, not a curated record. The transcript has 13 exons. NCBI's taxonomy places the organism in Eukaryota, Metazoa, Chordata, Mammalia, Carnivora, Felidae. Gene Ontology annotation, cellular component: nucleus. Gene Ontology annotation, molecular function: RNA binding; transcription factor binding.
UACCAGUAGUAUUUGACAUCUAUUUUUGAUUGAGCUGCUAAAUGCGGAGGUCAAUCUUAGUGAAGUGUUCUUCUUGGUUAAGAAAGUUUUCUCAAAAAUCCUGUGUCUGUUGGAGCUAGCAAAUAUAAGGUAAGAUUUUAUUUAAGUCAUCAUAAAAUUCAGCUUAGACCUGAAGCGAAUUGCUUCUUAAGAUAGGAAUUUAUUCCCUUUCUGCCUUCCCACAUUUUCAGGAUAGAUAUUAGCUCUGCUGGAAUUAAAUUCAAAUAUCAAAACACUGGAAAAAUCUACAACAGAAACAAAAGCAAAAUCACCAAACCUUUCUGAGACUUGUCUGAUGGGAGUUAAAGAAAGAGAGAGAGAGGAAGGAAGGAAGGAAGGAAGGAAGGAAGGAAGGAAGGAAGGAAGAAAAAUAAAGGAGGGAGGGAGGAAAGAGAAAGAAGGAAAGAAAGAAGGAAAGAAAGAAAGAAAGAAAGAAAGAAAGAAAGAAAGAAAACUCUUCACCUAUUUCAUGCUUCCAUUUUGAGACUAAUUGAAAAAUACAAUUUACUUUACUAAAGUCAAGAAAAGUUAAGCUCAUUAGGACCCAAGCUCUAGAAAAAAGUACCAGGCAGAACUAUUCGACUAACAGUUUUUUUUUUCAAUUUAGUAAUUUGUGUACCUCAGUUUUCUCAGGCCCUUCACUAAGUUCCUUAAGGAAUAAAAAUAUCUUCUUCAGUGAACUAUUACAUUACUGAGGUUUAGUGGCUCUUUAUAUUUUUCAAUAGUGCCAAAUUUAAUAAAAUACAAUGUGCUUUAUUUUCAAUUUCAGUAAAGAAAAAAAUUGCUAAAUAAUCCUAUGGAGCAUUUCUUAUUUAUAUAACCAAUAACUCCCUGCAUUAUAGAUGCAUUAACUUGAAAUAAUUAAGGUAAAUGAAAAUGUCUGUAGAAGCACAAAUACGGCAGAAUUAAAUAUCAGACAAAAGCAGAUUUUAACCAUCCUUUUAUUAUUUCUUAUCUUCACACCUAAUAAGCAUACUUUUUACUUUAUGUUUAGCUUAGUCCAACUGACUGACUGCAGCCCAAAUUCAUUUUCACUUUUUUUUUUCUUUUUUUUUUGGCUUUAAUGUGAAAAAUGGCAGGAGGAGAUUCUGAGGUCUGUGUUAAAAUACAGGCUGACUCAGUUGCACAGAACUGUUCUGCAGAAGGUUUUAUUGGGGAUAAAAGUUGUGUUGCCAAGGUUGUCUAUUGCCUUCAGUUUAUUUUAAAAAAUACACAAAUGAAUUCAAGGAAGCAUUAAAGCCAUGCAGUGACUUUUCUUCUGUUUGUUUCCCCCAAGGUGCUUUGUUCACACUGACAUCAUCAUGGCAGAACAAAGUAAGAUUUGAGAGUGUUUGUAGGCUAGAGGUGUUUGAUAUACCCUGCUCUGCCACCAACUUUGGUGCCCUGCAUGGCCCCAGCUUCAAACAUGUCCCAGAGGCUCAGAGCAUGUGCUCAGAAACUGACAUGGGGUAUCAGAAUCAAUCAGCCCCUCUAGGAAUUAAAAGCAAGCAAUUGAAUGCCUGUUAGCAAUGAUUAACUUUAAAAACAUUAGCAAUUCUGGGCAGAUCCCUUUCCUUUUCUGGAAGAAUGCUCUAGGCAGGCAGCAUUCCCAGGAAUGUUAGUUUUCAGCUAUGUAGACACUCUCUCGGAUAUAAAGUUACCUCCGGGGUCUUUGCUGGUGCUUUUGACUUGGGAAUGAAUAUUAUUCUUAUGUAUGAAACUUCAGUCCUUCCUAGAAGGGUUUUCAGAGAUCUAUAUGCCAUUUUCAGCUGCUCUCUAAACCCUUGCUUUUUUUCUUUUUAUAUUUUUUUCUCAGUUAUAAAAUGAGUACAAGAUAAUCUUUAUUGAGUAGCUUUGAGGACCAAAAUUGAUUGAAAUAUGCUAUAUAAAAUGCUGAUCUUAAUGUCAAGCUCAUGUCAGCCCUGCUAUAUAUAUUUUCUUUUCCAGGUUUCUUUUUAAGUUUCAGCCUUUAAUUUGUCCUUACAUCUCUAUUUAAGUUUAUAAAAAAACAAUGGGACAAAGAUAUUUUAUACUAGUAGCUCUUUACUUCUGAGUUCUCACCUAUUUGCAAUAAUGAUGUUAAAACAAAUUGUCUUUGCUGCUGUCUACUUGGGUGUUUGAGUUUGAUUGUGUUUAUUUAGUUUUUAAGUGAUAAUUGUCUGAAGCAGAGAGGGUGGGAAAAGCCUAUAGUUUGGGGCAGUGGUGGGGAAAUGUUACAUGCUUUGUGUAAUAUUUUUGUUACGGAAUGGAAUUAUCUCGAAGGUUUAUUUUCUCUCUUGUUAUCAACUGAGGCUAGAUCUCUUGCCUUCACUAAUGUUGGAGUCUUGGGAAACGUUAACAGAGCUAGUGAGGGGAGAAAUUCCACUGGGGUGGAAUCUAGGUUCUGUGAAGAUAUGGAACAUUAUGGGCUCUCAACAGAUGUUAAUAAAUACCUCUUUCUAUUGUUGGGACAAAGUGGGGUUGAUUUGGGUGUGAAUUGUAAUGGUUAGUGGAAGGACCUUGUACCUAAAAAGGGUGUGUUUUGAGGAGAAGAGGAAUCCUGGUAUUGUGCAAAGUUGCAUUGUUUUUUUUUUUUCAUAACAAAUUAUUUUUCAUUUUUAAGGGCUGUCGUCCCCCUAAAAUUGUCACCUCCCUUGUGUCCAUGUCCUAUGCCUUCUUGGUAGUCCUUACAAUACGUUGCUGUGGACACAGUCAGAUUUCAAUAGAUCCUUGCUGAUUGAAAACAAACAUUUGGAAAUCUUAGAGGCAGAGCUGAUGGAGAGGUAUGAGGAGGGCCGCAGGGAGAGAGGAAGAGAAAAACAGUCAAGACAGAGAAAGAAUUAAAUAUAGAAACUGCCUGGGAAGCCAGAAAAGAGCUAAGUUGGUGAGGAACUAACAGUUUAUGUUCUCCUGAGAAAAGAAAAAACUGGACAGAAGAGAAUUUUUAAAAUCUGCAGAGCUAAUUAACCAAAUUAUAAGACCUCUCAAAUAUCCCUCUCGUUAGAGUUGUAACUUUGAGAUUAAAAAAAAAAAUAGUGAAAGUUACUCUAAUUUGUCCCAAGAAUCAAUUUAAGUUUGGAAUUGUCCCGUCAUAGAAACUUGAGGGGAAAUAUGCCCUAUGCUGUAGCUUAUAAAUCAUGUCAGUGUUUUGACUCUUAACUCCCCCUCAUUGUGAUGGUGAAGGGAGAAGAAAAUGUAUAUAAAACCACUGUAGUUUUAGUGAGUGUGCUGAUUGGAAUAAGAAAAAGUGGAAUUAGGUGGUAAGAAAACAAGUAAGAAAACCCCAGCACCACAAUGUGGACAGGUUACAAUAUCAAAAACAAUCAUACAAAAUGUUCCAGUGCAGAGAACUUCUUUAAAAUGUGUGAACAGAAUUUAAAAAAAUAUAUGUAUAUACAUUUAUAUGCUUAUAAAGAUAUGCAUGAUGGAUGCCUAACCUUUGAUAAAGACAGUUAAGAGUAUCAGAAAAAAUCACCACGGGGAUCACCUGAUAAUAAUUAAUAAACAUCAACUCUUGUUGGUCAACUGACCACUCUUAUUUCACAGUUGGCUGUGUUGAGGGUAGAGCCAAUGACCUUUGCCCUGAAUUUUAAUAAUUUACUGCAGUUUUACAUUAAAUCAGAAUAUAAUUGGGAAGAAAAUUAGUGUUUCUUUGUGGGGAGUGCAGAGUAAUGCCACUAAUUGCAUGUAUAAAAGCCUUCCCGAGGUCGUAUUUUCCUGUUCUUUCUUGAUUUAGGAAAUUAAAACUACAGUAAUUUUCCGCUAUUUGUAAGAGGGAAAAUGUGCUGGUGAAAUGUACUCAGCUAACUUAAAAUGUCAAAGCUCUGGGCCAUCUUUUCAUGUCCAGUAAUGACAAACUGUCAAUUUCAUCACAUUUUUCAGGAAUUUACUGGCAACUUGUUGCAGAUAUCAGAGUAGAAAAAUACCUUAUAACAUGUGUGGUCUGAAAGAAGAAACAGUUUGAUUUUUGUUUGUUUGGUUUGUCUUCCUUUCACCUUUAAUAUUGGUGCAACUUUACAGUUAAAAUGUGUCAGGGAGAAUCACCAUUUUUUUUUCUUUAGAAAGAGAUGGACAAGAGAGAACCCAUUAAAUUAACCUUAGUGGAACAGGAGAUUAAAUUAAUAGUGCUUUAAAAUUAUUUUUAGAUACCUGGGGGAUUUUUUUUUCCAGAGAAGUUAUUAUCAAGUAAAAGAAUUGAACUGAUUUUAAAGUAUAUUGGGUUGAAAAUUUUAUUAAAAACAUAUGUAUUCACAAAUUUAUAUACACAUGUACAUUUCCCUGGAACUUGGAAGGGUUAAAUCAGACCACUGUAGUGUUAUGGGAAGUGUUUCUCGGCGAUCCCCAGUGCCUUGAGUUUGUUAUGUAUUCAAUAUGUAUGUCAUCAUAAAACAGUGCACCUGCAUUAGCCUUCAUUGUCUCAGGGUAGAGGCUGGAAAAAAAAAUUAAAAAGCUCAAGAAAUGAAUAUUUCUGCUAAUAGCGUGUCAGUAUUUUUCCCUUACUCCACGGACAUUCUUGGUCUCAAAUGCAAACUGCACAGCUCAGGCACUUGGGUUGGAAUCCAGUGUUUAUUCAAAAAGGCACCCUAAGGCGGCUGGGGUGGAAAUGGUACACGUAUGAAAAAAAAGGCAGCCGGGAAACUCAGCUGAUCUGAGCACAGCGGCAGCAACUGUAUUUACUAACACUUGUUUUCUGGGAGCCUAUGAGAGAAAUGGAAAUAAUUAGAAAGGACCUGAAAGGGUGGUAUUUUGUUCGUUGUUCUCCUUAUAAGGAGCAAAGCAAAUUGCAGUAACACUUUGGGAGCUGGUGUUCCCUACCGCCACGGGGACAGCAGAUUCCUGGGUAGAGGAGUUUGUUUAUACCUUAACAAAUACAGACUAUUUUGUUGAUUAAACAAGCAAAAAAAAAAAAAAAAUGCCUGCCCCAUUCUCUGCUUUCAAACACUUCCCCCAAUUAGAAAAUGUCUCAUAAAAAUGCAUCAUGUGAUAAGCUCUUGCUUUAGUCCCAAACCGAGCUGGAGUCCACUGGAGGUCUUAGUAUUUGAAUCCUUGGGGAGUGCACAUUUUAGCUAAGAGUAUAGUUACUCUGUGAUGAAACAGGGAGCUUUGCCACUUGCUUGUUUUGGAAGGAAAAUAAAUUAAAAAAAGAUUGCAGGGGAUUUUAGUUAUUAUAUGGCCAGGACUCCGUUUAGAGUCUGUGGCAUUCAAAGCUGGCUUUAAUCACAGCAUGAUGCUUGAAGCCUCCAAAAGUCCAAGUGUUUCCUUUCUUUCUUUCUUCUUUCCGUUUUUUUUUUUUUUUUUUUUUUUUAAGCGUUACUUCACUGAGGCAGAAGGCUGCCUUUGAGUGACGUCACGAGUUUGAGCAGCAAGCUGCACAGGAGAAGGGAGGCUGGGUGAGUGACAGCCCAGCCUACUUUUUAAUAGCUUUGUCAUGUGACUGGGGACUGUAGUAAGACAGGUGCCUUCAGUUCACUCUCAGUAAGGGGCUGGUUGCCUGCAUGAGUGUGUGCUCUGUGUCACUGUGGAUUGGAGUUGAAAAAGCUUGACUGGCGUCAUUCAGGAGCUGGAUGGCGUGGGACAUGUGCAACCAGGACUCUGUAUGGAGUGACAUCGAGUGUGCUGCUCUGGUUGGUGAAGACCAGCCUCUUUGCCCAGAUCUUCCUGAACUUGACCUUUCUGAACUAGACGUGAACGACUUGGAUACAGACAGCUUUCUGGGUGGACUCAAGUGGUGCAGUGACCAAUCAGAAAUAAUAUCCAAUCAGUACAACAAUGAGCCUUCAAACAUAUUUGAGAAGAUAGAUGAAGAGAACGAGGCGAACUUGCUAGCAGUCCUCACAGAGACACUGGACAGUCUCCCUGUGGAUGAAGACGGAUUGCCCUCAUUUGAUGCGCUGACAGAUGGAGAUGUGACCACUGAGAAUGAGGCUAGUCCUUCCUCCAUGCCUGACGGCACCCCUCCGCCUCAGGAGGCAGAAGAGACGUCUCUACUUAAGAAGCUUUUACUGGCACCAGCCAAUACUCAGCUAAGUUAUAAUGAAUGCAGUGGUCUCAGUACCCAGAACCAUGCAAACCAUAAUCACAGGAUCAGAACAAACCCUGCAGUCGUUAAGACCGAGAAUUCAUGGAGCAAUAAAGCGAGGAGCAUUUGUCAACAGCAAAAGCCACAAAGACGUCCCUGCUCGGAGCUGCUCAAGUAUCUGACCACAAAUGAUGACCCACCUCAUAUCAAACCCACAGAGAACAGGAACAGUAGCAGAGACAAAUGCACCUCCAAAAAGAAGUCCCACACACAGUCGCAGUCUCAACAUUUACAAGCCAAACCAACAACUUUAUCUCUUCCUCUGACCCCAGAGUCACCAAAUGACCCCAAGGGUUCCCCAUUUGAGAACAAGACUAUUGAACGAACCUUAAGUGUGGAACUCUCUGGAACUGCAGGCCUAACUCCGCCCACUACUCCUCCUCACAAAGCCAACCAAGAUAACCCUUUCAGGACUUCUCCAAAGCUGAAGUCCUCUUGCAAGACUGUGGGACCUCCUCCAUCAAAGAAGCCCAGGUACAGUGAGCCUCCUGGCACCCAAGGCAAUAACUCCACCAAGAAGGGGCCCGAGCAGUCUGAGUUGUACGCACAACUCAGCAAGACCUCCGUGCUCACCAGUGGACACGAGGAAAGGAAGGCCAAGCGGCCCAGCCUACGGCUGUUUGGUGACCAUGACUAUUGUCAGUCGAUUAAUUCCAAAACGGAAAUACUCAUUAAUAUAUCACAGGAGCUCCAAGACUCUAGACAACUAGAAUAUAAAGAUGCCCCCUCCGAUUGGCAGGGGCAGAUUUGUUCUUCCACAGAUUCAGACCAGUGCUACCUGAGAGAGACUCCGGGGGCGGGCAAGCAGGUCUCUCCUUGCAGCACCAGAAAACAGCUCCAAGACCAGGAAAUCCGAGCUGAGCUGAACAAGCACUUCGGUCAUCCCAGUCAAGCUGUUUUUGACGACGAAGCAGACAAGACCAGUGAACUGAGGGACAGUGAUUUCAGUAAUGAACAAUUCUCCAAACUACCUAUGUUUAUAAAUUCAGGACUAGCCAUGGAUGGCCUGUUUGAUGACAGUGAAGAUGAAAGUGAUAAACUGAACUACCCUUGGGAUGGCACACAAUCCUAUUCGUUGUUCGAUGUGUCGCCUUCUUGCUCCUCUUUUAACUCUCCGUGUAGAGAUUCCGUGUCACCACCCAAAUCCUUAUUUUCUCAAAGACCCCAAAGGAUGCGCUCUCGUUCAAGGUCCUUUUCUCGACACAGGUCGUGUUCCCGAUCACCAUAUUCCAGGUCAAGAUCAAGGUCCCCAGGCAGUAGAUCCUCUUCAAGAUCUUGCUACUACUAUGAGUCGAGCCACUGCAGACACCGCGCGCACCGAAAUUCUCCUCUGUGCGCAAGAUCACGUUCCGGGUCGCCCUACAGCCGGAGGCCCAGGUAUGACAGCUACGAGGAAUAUCAGCACGAAAGGCUGAAGAGGGAAGAAUACCGCAAAGAGUAUGAGAAGCGGGAGUCUGAAAGGGCCAAACAAAGGGAGAGGCAGAGGCAGAAGGCAAUUGAAGAACGCCGUGUGAUUUACGUUGGUAAAAUCAGACCUGACACAACACGGAUGGAACUGAGGGACCGUUUUGAAGUUUUUGGUGAAAUUGAGGAGUGCACAGUAAAUCUGCGGGAUGAUGGAGACAGCUAUGGUUUCAUUACCUACCGUUAUACCUGUGAUGCUUUUGCUGCUCUUGAAAACGGAUACACUUUGCGCAGGUCGAAUGAAACUGACUUCGAGCUGUACUUUUGUGGACGCAAGCAAUUUUUCAAGUCUAACUAUGCAGACCUAGAUUCAAACUCAGAUGACUUUGACCCUGCUUCCACCAAGAGCAAGUAUGACUCUCUGGAUUUUGAUAGUUUACUGAAAGAAGCUCAGAGAAGCUUGCGCAGGUAACAUGUUCCCUGGCUAAAGAUGACAGAGGGACGGUGAAUACCUCACGGGACAGCGCGUCCUUCCCUAACUGACUAUUGCAAGUCAUACUUAGGAAUUUCUCCUACUUUACACUCUCUGUAUAAAAACAAAACAAAACAACAACAAUACAACAACAACAACAACAACAACAACAACAAUGGUUUACAUGAACACAGCUGCUGAAGAGGCAAGAGACAGGAAGGAUAUCCAGUAAGCACGUUUAUUCAUGGGUGUCAGCUUUGCUUUCCCUGGAGUCUCUUGGUGACGGAGUGUGUGUGUGUGUGUGUGUGUGUGUGUGUGUGUGUUUGCGCGCGCGGGUGUGUGCGCGGGUGCGGGUGUAUGGGCGUGGGUGUGCGCGCAUGCGCACGGCUGGUGUGGGGGAAGUCUGUGUGUACAGGUGGGGACUGGGGGCACGUGACCAGAGUGUGCCCGGGCGAAUCGCUUCAAAUGGCAGCAGUUCCAUGAAGACGCACGUAAAACCUAGAACUUCAAAAUGUUCAUACUCUAUUCAAAAAGAAAAAAAAAAAUGCAUAAAUUCAAAAGGAAAGCAAACUAACCAACCGACCACAGACCACCCUAAAAUGACAGCCACCGAUGUCUGGGCCUCAACCUCCGUACUCUGUUUUUUAAGAAAGUGCAAAAUCAACUUGAAGCAAGCUUUCUCUCGUAAUGUAAUGGUUAUCUGACAAUCCCGAAGAAACCACAGUUUCGGUAGAAAUAAUAUCCUUUCUCUCUCUCUCUCUCUCUCUCUCUCUCUCUCUCUCUCUCUCCCCGCCCCCUCCCCCUGUCUUUCCUCUCUCCCUCCUCCUUUCUCCCUCUCUUUCUUUUUCUUCUCUUUUUCCUUCUGCCAUGGAGUCUGGGUGGGAGAGGAUACUGCGGGCGCCAGAAUGCUAAACUUUCCUAACAUUUUGAAGUUUCUGUAGUUCAUCCUCUAUCCUGACACCCAUGUAAAUGUCCCACAUGUUGAUCUUCCACUGCAAAUUUCAAAAGCCUUGUAAAUGGUCGAGCGCGCGGCUUAUUCAGUGGUUCUUUCUGAGGAGCGGGCACGGUGUUACAUUACUGAGGAGAGUUGGGUAGAACUCUCUGGUAUGUGUUCAGAUAGUGUCAUUGCUACAUUCUCUGAUGUAGUGAAGUAUUUACAGAUGUUAAAUGGAGUAUUUUUAUUUUGUGUGCAUACUAUACAACGAUGUUCUUUUUUGUUACAGCUAUGCACUGUAAAUGCAGCCUUCUUUUCAAAACUGCUAAAUUUUUCUUAAUCAAGAAUAUUCAAAUGUAAUUAUGAGGUGAUACAAUUAUUGUACACUAACAUAUUUAGAAGCUGAACUUACUGCUUAUAUAUAUUUGAUUGUAAAAAACAAAAAAGACAGUGUGUGUGUCCGUCAAGUGCAACAACAAAAUGAUGCUUUACGCACAUCCAUCCCUUCUUACGUGAGCGUCAAUCUGAGCAUCUUGUCAAGAAAUACCCAGCCCCCCCUAAAGGUAUUAACCACUUACGCGAUAUUUUUCCACAUUUUCUUGUUGCUUGUUUUCCUUUGAAGUUUUAUACACUGGAUUUGUUAGGGGAAUGAAAUUUUCUCAUCUAAAAUUUUUCUAGGAGAUAUCAUGAUUUUAUGUAAAGUCUCUCAAUGGGUAACCAUUAAGAAAUGUUUUUAUUUUCUCUAUCAACAGUAGUUUUGAAACUAGAGGUCAGAAAUCUUUUUAAAAUGCUGUUUCGUUUUAAUUUUUGUGAUUUUAAUUUGAUACAAAAUGCUGAGGUAAUAAUUACAGUAUGAUUUUUACAAUAAUUAAUGUGUGUCUGAAGACUAUUCUUGAAGCCAGUAUCUCUUUCCCUUGGCAGAGUAUGAUGAUGGUAUUUAUCUGUAUUUUUUACAGUUACACAUCCUGUAUAAAUACUGAUGUUUCAUUCCUUUGUUUACUAAAGAGACAUAUUUAUCAGUUGCAGAUAGCCUAUUUAUUAUAAAUUAUGAGGGGAUGAAAAUAAUAAAGCCAGUGGAAAUUUUCUACCUAGGAUGCAUGGCGACUGUCAGGUUGCAGUUGAAAUGUUUCAUUUGGAAAAUUCAGCUUUUGCAGAAGCGGUGUUUCUACUUGCACUAGCUUGGCCUCUCACGUGACCAUGAUGUUGUUCUUGAUGACAUUGCUUCUGCUAAAUUCAAUAAAAACUUCAGAAAAACCUCCAUUUUGAGCAUCAGGAUUUCAUCUGAGUGCGGAGCCCCUGGAAAGGAAGUCAGGAAAGUUUGGAGUGUGUAUUCAAGUUUCUAAAUUGAGAUUCGAUUACAGUUUGGCCGACAUGACUUUUCUGGAAGAUGUGAUACACCUACUACUUAAUCGUUCUUUUCCUUUCUCUCGCCCAACACAAUCUUAGAGAACGGAUUUCACCCCCAGGCCAAUGCAGCUAAUUUUGAUAGCUGUAUUCAUUUAUCACCAGCAUAUUGUGUUCUGAGUGAAUCCACUGUCUGUCCUGUCGGAUGCUUGCUUGAUUUUUUGGCUUCUUAUUUCUAAGUAGAUAGAAAGCAAUAAAAAAAAAAUAUGAAAUCAAAGAACUUGUUCACAGGUUCUGCGUUACGGCAGUAACACAUCUUUAAUCUGCCUAAUUCUUGUUGUUCUGUAGGUUAAAUGCAGAUAUUUUAACUCUGUGUGAACGCCAAACUAAAGUUUACAGUCUUUCUUUCGGAAUUUUGAGUAUCUUCUGUUGUAGAAUAAUAAUAAUAAAAAAAAGACUAUUAAGAGCAAUAAAUUAUUUUUAAGAAAUCAAUAUUUAGUAAAUCAUAUUAUGUGUUCAAGGACCAGAUGCGUUCUCUAUUUUGCCUUUAAAUUUUUGUGAUCCAAUUUUAAAUACAUUCUCCUUUUUGCCCUGGAUUGUUGACAUGAGUCAAAUACUUGGUUUCUUUUCUUACUUUUCAAAAAGACAACACUACAGAUUUCACGUUGAGGCUUAAUUUAUCCCCACUCUGGCCUGACAAAUAUUGUUACCAUGAAGAUAGUUUUCCUCCACGGACUUCAAAUUGCAUCUAAAAUUAGUGCAAAAAAGAGAAUCACUAAACCGUCCGAGUAGAGCUUUUUGUAUCUUAUGCAGACCCUGUGGGUAGGCCAUCAAAAUGUAAACUGUGUUCCUCUUACUUUUAUUUGUAAUUUUUUUUUGGAGAGAAUCUUUCCAAUGAACACAUGCACACCAUCAUCACUGGAGGCAAAUUUCAGCAUAGAUCUGUAGGAUUUUUAGAUGACCGCGGGCCAUUGCCUUCUUGCUGUGGUAAGUACCACAUCUACAGUUUUGGGAACCGAACCGGUGCUUUAGAGAUGUGGGCUUUUUUUUUCUUCCUUUUUUUUUUUUUUUAAAGAGAUGUAGCAGAAUAAUUCUUCCAGUGCAACCAAAUCAAUUUUUGCUAAACGACUCCGAGAACAACGCGGUUGGGCUGUCAACAUUCAAAGCAGCAGAGAGGGAACUUUGCACUAUUGGGGUGUGUGGUUGGGUCAGUUGAAAAAAGGAAACCUUUUCAUGCCUUUAGAUGUGAGCUUACAGUAGGUAAUGAUUAUGUGUCCUUUUUCGAUGGCUGUAACGAGAACUUCAAUCACUGUAGUCUAAGACCUGAUCUAUAGAUGACCUAGAAUAGCCAUGUAAUAUAAUGUGAUGAUUCUAAAUUUGUACCUAUGUGACAGACAUUUUCAAUAAUGUGAACUGCUGAUUUGAUGGCGCUACUUUAAGAUUUGUAGGUGAAAGUGUAACACUGUUGGUUGAACUAUGCUGAAGAGGGUAAGUGAGCGAUUAGUUCAGCCCUUGCCGGGCUUUUUUUUUUUUUUUCUUUCUUUUUUUUUUUUUCUUUUUUCCACCUGCCGAUUCUACAUGUAUUGUUGUGGUUUUAUUCAUUGUAUGAAAAUUCCUGUGAUUUUUUUUAAAUGUGCAGUACACAUCAGCCUCACUGAGCUAAUAAAGGGAAACGAAUGUUUCAAAUCU